AAGCAGCGAUGCAUCAGUGGCUACACGCUCAACCAAAAACAAUUUUUUUGCUGAUGGCAUUAAGAAGUUGGUAUGACGCUGGGAAAAAUGCUUUGGAAGGUUGUGGCAUGUUACCGGCACCUGGCUAGCUGUGUUGGUGGAUGCACAGACAGUCCAAGUCUGCGGAAAGAUCUUCAGAAGACUCGUGCGCAUGCUCAGACACUUGCUACAUCCUGUCGCAACUACCUAACAACUCGACUACGGGACAAAACCCUGCCUCAAGGGGAAAGAAAGAGCACAGAGCUGCAGUGGGUGGCCUUCUCCUCCUGUCUAGAGCUCUUUUAUGCAGACAUGUGCAAGGUCUACUACAUGGGAAAUAGCUUCUCUGUGGCUAACAACAGCACCAUGGUUCAGACUGGCAUGCAGGGAGGUACAGCAGAAGUAGCAGCCUGUGCCCUGAGCUUGCCUGACCUGCAGGAGGAGCGUGGUGUGCAGACUGCCAGCAUGGAAGGCCUUGAGCAAAACCAACUGGAGCAGGAGAUUUCACAGGUAGACCGCACUCUGGAGGACAUGGAGAUGAAAGUGAAUGUGCUGCGCUGGACGGUGGAGGCACAAGGGCCACAGUAUGGCGAUCCAGUCAGCACUGACAGCGCAUCCUUAGCGCUCCUGUGCUAUGAUGAAGAGGAGGCAGUGCAAAAAUUAUGUGACCGUAGCCAGAUGUUUGUGGUGAUGCUGCUGUGUGGAGUGGCAGUUAUUGCUUUGCUGCUGUCAGUGUGUGUGGUUUUCCUGGCUUGAGGGACAGGCACUGAUGUUAUUGAAUACACUACAUAUUUUGUAACCCAUGUUGCUGUAGGGAACUGGCAAAAUACAUGCCAACCUUGAUAUCUUACAAAAGAUUUCAAGCCCAACCAAGGUUCCAAGCCUAACCAAUGUUUUAAAGACAUUUAUUUCUGAAUUCUAGUGACUUUACAUCUGAAAAAACUAUUACAUUUAAAACAAUAAAGACUCACCUGUUUCCAAUUACUUGCUUGAAGUUAAAAAUCAAUA
Trichomycterus rosablanca is the source of this 1026-nucleotide messenger RNA. It is a transcript of the gene rgs9bp, whose product is annotated as regulator of G protein signaling 9 binding protein. Gene Ontology annotation, biological process: G protein-coupled receptor signaling pathway. The transcript has 3 exons. Gene Ontology annotation, cellular component: neuron projection. NCBI's taxonomy places the organism in Eukaryota, Metazoa, Chordata, Actinopteri, Siluriformes, Trichomycteridae. The record is from RefSeq and is a predicted model, not a curated record. Bases 73 to 774 code for a protein of 233 amino acids.